UGAGCAGCAGUUUCCACUGGCAGCUCCCUCCCGACUCAAGGGGCUCCUCUGGAAAGCGAGUUCUUCGCUCAGCCCCCCUGUCAGAGCCCCCGUGCUUCUGCCAGAGGCUGGGAAUGGAGAGAGCACAGCUCUGGUAACGGUUCGCCGGCACUGCUCCAGGUGCUGCUGAAGAAGUCACCAUGGAAACACACAAAGAGGAGAUGGAACUCUUGAGCAACAGCAUGGCGGCCUACGCGCACAUCCGAGAUCACCCCGAGAGCUUCGGGCUGUACUUCGUGCUGGGCGUUUGCUUUGGGCUGGUGUUAACCCUUUGCAUGUUGGUCAUCCACAUCUCAUGGCAGCCGCACGUGAUCCCAGCUAGGUCCCGCAAAAGCCUGCGGGAAUUCAACGAGGAGGAUGAAGAUGACGACGAGGAAGAGGAGGAGGAAGACACUGUGGACCAUACCGCUUCUGAACCCCCCUUGUCCAUGACUGAGCUCCCUCUGGAGCCUCACGGCACACCUGACAGCACCCUUGCAGUCAACGUCUUCGCCUCAGCGGAAGAGCUGGAACGGGCCCAAAAAAAAAAGCGUGAGCGGAUCCUCCGGGAGAUCUGGCGCAAUGGGCAGCCUGACAUCCUGGGGACGGGUACUGGGACCAUUGGCAGAGUCCACUACUAUUAACCGUGCAAUCGGUUGACCUCCAAACUCAGGCAGAGUGGACAACUAAGGGGGGGGGGGGUCUGUCUGGCCUGUUGGAGCUCUUUGUAUUUCCUGAACAGAUUGGGGAGAGCAGCAGAAAUGAGCCAGUCUCAACUGCUUGCCAGGACUUAUCU
Gekko japonicus is the source of this 814-nucleotide messenger RNA. It is a transcript of the gene EVA1B, whose product is annotated as eva-1 homolog B (C. elegans). The coding region runs from base 180 to 662 and encodes 160 amino acids. The transcript is spliced from 3 exons. Lineage: Eukaryota; Metazoa; Chordata; Lepidosauria; Squamata; Gekkonidae. The record is from RefSeq and is a predicted model, not a curated record.